Molecule: messenger RNA, 732 nt
Organism: Colletotrichum scovillei
Lineage: Eukaryota; Fungi; Ascomycota; Sordariomycetes; Glomerellales; Glomerellaceae
Product: NAD-dependent epimerase/dehydratase
Exons: 1
Coding region: 1-732 (243 amino acids)
Source: RefSeq, a predicted model, not a curated record
AUGUCUGGAGGCGCGGAAGCGAACCUGGAACUAGGUCUUGCCGUAAACCUAGACAGCCACCGCGUAAUUCUCGAUGCCUUGCGCCAAGAAGCAUCUCCGCAUCGCGGAUCUGUUGUGGUAUUCCCCAGCUCGUUGGCAGUCUACGGUCCUGCAGCACCGGGACAGAUCAACACCGAGACAACUUGCCCGGUACCCCAGUCUUCGUACGGCGCCCAGAAGCUGAUAAUCGAGACGCUUCUGGGAGAUUACUCACGCCGUGGGCUGCUAGAUGGGCGGAUUGUGCGGUUACCUACCAUCAUCGUACGUCCAGGCGCCCCAAGCGCGGCGGCUUCCUCCUUUGCUUCGGGCAUUGUGAGGAGUCGCCAAGGGCGAGCGGAAAACAUCUUACCAGUGGGACCGGAACUACCCAUGGGUGUGCUCUCCGAAGACGGUGGUCAAGAACUGGUGGAUGUCAAGAGCAUUCCUCAUGAGAAGUUUGGGAUUUCUAGAGUUCUGAAUUUGCCCGGCGUUACUGUCACCGUGGCGGACAUCCUGAAUGCGCUAGAGGUUGUCGGAGGUACAGAGGCUAGGAAACUGGUGCGCGAAGAGAGAAGCCCGCAGAUUGAGGCGAUCGUCGGUAGUUGGCCGGCUUAUUUCGAUGUUUCGAAGGCCCUUGGCCUCGGCCUUUCUCAGGAUGGGGAUCUGAUAACCACAGUCAAGGACUUUGCAGAGCGCCUUCGGGCCGGUGUUUAG